This is a messenger RNA of Parus major (Great Tit), 2964 nucleotides long. Its product is annotated as sodium- and chloride-dependent GABA transporter 3. The coding region runs from base 1 to 1176 and encodes 391 amino acids. Gene Ontology annotation, biological process: sodium ion transmembrane transport. The transcript is spliced from 10 exons. The record is from RefSeq and is a predicted model, not a curated record. Lineage: Eukaryota; Metazoa; Chordata; Aves; Passeriformes; Paridae. Gene Ontology annotation, cellular component: membrane.
AUGGACCAAAAAUGGUCACAAAAUGGACCACUGGUUGUGUAUGUAACAGCCACGUUCCCCUACAUCAUGCUGAUGAUCCUCCUGAUCCGGGGGGUGACGUUACCUGGUGCUUCCGAGGGCAUCAAGUUCUACCUUUACCCUGACAUCUCCCGGCUCUCUGACCCACAGGUGUGGGUGGAUGCUGGCACACAGAUCUUUUUCUCCUACGCCAUCUGCUUGGGGUGCCUGACAGCCCUGGGGAGUUACAACAACUACAACAACAACUGCUACAGAGACUGCAUCAUGCUCUGCUGCUUGAACAGUGGCACAAGCUUUGUUGCUGGUUUUGCUAUCUUUUCAGUUCUUGGAUUUAUGGCUUAUGAACAAGGCGUGCCCAUUGCAGAAGUUGCAGAAUCGGGACCAGGACUUGCAUUCAUUGCUUACCCUAAAGCUGUCACCAUGAUGCCUCUGUCUCCUCUGUGGGCAGCUCUGUUCUUCAUGAUGCUCAUCUUCCUGGGCUUGGACAGUCAGUUUGUGUGUGUGGAGAGCAUCGUGACAGCUGUGGUGGACAUGUACCCCAAGGUGUUCCGCAGGGGCUACAGGAGGGAGCUGCUCAUCCUCGGCCUCUCCGUCGUGUCCUACUUCCUCGGCCUCAUCAUGUUAACUGAGGGUGGGAUGUAUGUCUUUCAGCUCUUUGACUCCUAUGCAGCCAGUGGGAUGUGCCUGCUCUUUGUUGCCAUAUUUGAGUGUGUCUGCAUAGGCUGGGUGUACGGCAGCAAUCGCUUUUAUGAGAACAUUGAAGACAUGAUCGGGUACAAACCUGUGUCGUUGAUUAAAUGGUGCUGGAUGGUCCUAACUCCAGGUAUUUGUGCAGGAAUCUUCAUCUUUUUCCUGGUGAAAUACAAACCCCUGAAAUACAACAACGUGUACAUCUACCCUGACUGGGGCUACGGCAUCGGGUGGAUGAUGGCGCUCUCCUCCAUGGUCUGCAUCCCGCUCUGGAUCUGCAUCAAGCUCUGGAAGACAGAAGGCACCUUCAUGGAGAAAUUCAGGAAGUUGAUUACACCUAGCUCAGACCUGAAAAUGCGGGGCAAGCUCGGAGGAGGAGCCUACAUUGCAGCAAUAAAUGACUGCGAUGCCAAACUGAAAGGAGAUGGCACCAUUUCCACCAUCACAGAAAAGGAAACACAUUUCUGAAAGAACUUUUUUUUUGUUGUUUUAUUUUUUUUUGUAUAAAGAAAUAAAUAAAUUCACUUAAUUAUAGAAGCUGGCUUGUUUUGCACAGAAUUUUAUUAACCAGUUAAUUUUAAAGUGAAAAUUGUAUACUUGUUUAAAAAGUGAUUUUUUUAAAUUACUCUAUCCAUAAUGAUUCUGUAAAAGAAAAAGAAAUAGUAUUAUAUUGUCUGUUAGUGAUGACUUCUUGUAAUAUGGUGAUUCCAGUCAAUGUUUGGUUUUUUUUUUAGACUUUAGAGGGACCUGUAUAAUGUGCUGUAAAACUUUUCUACUUUGAUUUGUGGCAGGUGUAAUGUUGUAUAGACCUUCUAACCUGUAAGCAUUUCAGACCAUUUCAGCUGUCCAUGUGUGUAUAUAAAAGGCACCAGCCUGUCCUGUGGUUUGCUUGGGAAGAAUUCUCCUUUCAGGGUGAGUUUGGUGAUGCUGACAGCGCCUCAGCUGCUCCCACCUCCUUCUCUCCACCCUCCACUGGCUUCAUCAGGGUUGGAAAUGUGGAAUGAGCCCAUCCUGAGCCACUGUUUUCCUGGAGAUUGGACAGAGGCUGGUUCUGAAGGGCUCUGAAUUAUGCUGCUGUAAGUUCCUGGUCUCUGACAGGAUGUGCUCCUCAGGAGACCUCCCAAAGCUGUGCAUCUUCCUCCCUGGGCGGCUGCUCCUGAAUUUUGGCUGGCACUUCCCACCCCCAGGAGUGACCCCUGUUUGUCUGUGCUCCUCCAACAGGAGACCAAGGUUAUUUCACAGAGCUGGAGAUGUUCUGAGGGGAAAAGUUUAGGGCUUUCUGUGUCUGUACAACAACUCAUUCCCCUCUAAAGGAAUCCAGGAUCCUACAAUGCCGAUGUGUAGCACUACACAGCUCCUCUGCUGGCACAGGGUGGGGUUUUGGGCUGUCCUGUGCAGGGCCAGGAGUUGGACUGGAUGAUCCUUCCAACUCAGGGUGUUCUGAUUCCUCUUCAAGGUCCUUUCCAGGUCCCCUAAGAUCAGGCACUGAUUCCUGUGCCCUGGAUGGGAUCGAGGCUUGGACUGAAGCCAGAGGAGGAAUUUCUUUAGCAGAAGGUUGGGGUAAUGUCCUUUCUCUCUGCAGGAGUCCCAGGAGGUCAUUUCUGUGUGGUGCAGGGCCAGGGAUUCACACAGGCCUGCUGUGACCCUCGGUGUCACAGAGGCAGCAGCGCUGGUUCUGUCCUGUCAGGCCUUGUUCUGGGCUGACUGCCAGGCUUUAAAGCUGAUUUUGUACAUGGAUCCAGCUGCUGGAUGCUUGUUCCAGGAGGUGUGCAGAUGCCCCAGUAGCAAAACCCCUAAACUGUGUCCUUAGGAUGUGGGUUUUUUUUACCUAAUAAUAUUCCAAACACUAUUAUUUGUCCUGGACAUUUUUUUUUCUUGGCUUGUUUUUGUUAUUUGAUGGUUGUGUGAGGAACCUGUGGAAGAACAUCAUCCUGCACAGCACAGGAUUUUUGGGGAGAGACAAGAGACAGCCCAGAAGAAAUGUCAUAACACCUGCUGCCUUCUCUGCAACUCCAACCCACCGGAGCUCAGACACAGCACCUGGAGUUGUCAGCAACAGAAACGGCUCCUGACCUUCUCCCAAGAAAAUAUUUCCCUAGAAAUCACUAAUUAUACUUUAAUAUUGGCUAGAACUGUACCUGCAGUCAGCACUUCUCUAAGCUCUUGCUGUUACUUCUUAAAAAAAGCAUUUUUAUGGAACUGCUUUGUCUCGAGUCACUUCAUUAAAUCUAAUAGAGCCAUUUCAUUUUUACAUUA